This is a messenger RNA of Penicillium concentricum, 1806 nucleotides long. RefSeq lists its product as uncharacterized. The coding region runs from base 1 to 1806 and encodes 601 amino acids. NCBI's taxonomy places the organism in Eukaryota, Fungi, Ascomycota, Eurotiomycetes, Eurotiales, Aspergillaceae. The record is from RefSeq and is a predicted model, not a curated record. The transcript is spliced from 2 exons.
AUGGCUUCCCAUUCAACCUCGAAUACCUCAGAAAAGCCAUCAGAGGCCUCGUUGCCCUUUGGUGUCUUCUCUCCUCCCCAGAAUUUCUACGAAUGGAAGAGAGCCCUCGCCGAUGUGAAAUGGCUAUGUUUCAACCAGCAAUACAAACAAUGUGCCUUGCGUUGCAAUCAGCUCAUAGACACCGCGUCUAAUCCGCUCCAUCCGAUCCGUGCGACCUACCUCCACUAUUAUGCAGCCACCUCAUAUGAGUAUAUGGGACGAGCUGCUCACAUAUUUUCAGCUGUCAAAGUCCCGCUUCUGACUUCUGCUAUGGAGCGGUUUCAGAUUGCCUAUGAGUCUUUGCCCGCCACUAUUCCGCUGCCAGUUCUGAAUCCCAACCAGACCUACUCGCCAGUUACCUUUCUCCAUUCGCCCAACUCGUCUCCUCGGUCUUCUGUGACUACUGUCGUGUGGAGUCCACCUUUUUUGGAGCGUGAGGUUGCUCCUGGGUCUGUUACAAAUUCUGAAGCUCUGUCAGUCGAGAAUCUGUCAGCUCAUAAUGCUAGGCUGGCUAGCAUUCCUCCUGCGCCCGUCCCUCUCUCUUCUUCCUCUUCCGGCUCGACUAUUACCACUGCUUUUUGUGUCACACCACCUCCUGCUGCCAGAGAAGCCUCGCGUCUCGACUAUGAUGCUCCUCCCCCAGCUUUUCAUAUCCCGCCUCCAACUCGCAAGCCCCCUCCCCCACCAAGCGACGUUUCUCCUCGCCCGGCUACGAGAGACCAAUUGAUCUCUUUUAAUAGUGCCAGAGAUGGGCUGCCCAACGGGGGAACUAUCGUCCGAAAGAUUGCCCGAAUGAUUGAUAACUCUAUUAUGGCAGGAGGCGACGACCCUUUUGUGACCCACGCGCCGCCAAAACCUCGCACCCUAAAUCAGCCGCCAGUGCGUCUGUCUCCGAUCAAGUUCCCAGCCGGACUUGAGGAUCCAGUAAAGCGUAGCGAGCUUAUUCCACCCCCGCUUGCAAUCCGGAAGAGCUCUGGCGAGGUGCACAUGUGCAACAGUUCUACAAUGGUAAUCUGCGGAGGUCCAGAGCAGGAGACGUCCAAGUCUGAGGUGAAUCGACCCGUCCGAGCUCGCCCUCCCCGGCUGCCCUUAAAGAUAAUCCCAUCCGGGCGUCUGAAUGCUAACACGGAGAAGCCAAACUCUCCAACCCUAGCACCGCAGCCUAAGCGUCUGAGCUCCGUCCUCCCGUCACCUCCACCGACGCCCACCCCGGUUCUGAGAAAGAAGAUCCCUGUCCUCCGCUCGCCAUUCACCAGCCGCGCAGGCUCGCCAGAGCAGAAAAGCACCAAUUCGCUCUCGUCGCGGUCGACAAGCCCUUCCCCCGCGCCUGUGAGCGCCGCGCGCGCGGCCCAGAUCAAUGAGCUUAAUAGCGCCAUCAAGUGGCUCCGUGAGCACAUCCCCGCCGACGUGACCGGGCUCCGCAAGCAGAUUAAGCAUGUCUCGGACCUUCAGCAGGCUCGUCGCUCUCGCAACACGACUAUGGCUCGGUCUGCCUCCUUCUGGACUUUUUCUCCCGUCAAGUCUAACCCCGGUGAACCACAGGAGCCUGUGAUCGAGGGACCUAAUAUUGAUGAGUAUGGAAACGUUAUCCGGGUUGAGACUAAAGCACAGCGCAUCAAGCGCCUCAGGGAAGAGGAUUGGAGGAUUGGUAUUCGGUCGAAGCAUAGUCUUUGGAAGGGGACUGAGUACUAUGACCAGCUUUGCGAAACUGCAUUGGCUGAGCUUGGUGAGACAGGUUAUGGAUCUCGCGAAUGGUUGAAGCGGUGA